This is a messenger RNA of Bicyclus anynana (squinting bush brown), 2025 nucleotides long. Its product is annotated as histone-lysine N-methyltransferase SETMAR. The transcript has a single exon. Gene Ontology annotation, cellular component: nucleus. Lineage: Eukaryota; Metazoa; Arthropoda; Insecta; Lepidoptera; Nymphalidae. The coding region runs from base 143 to 964 and encodes 273 amino acids. The record is from RefSeq and is a predicted model, not a curated record. Gene Ontology annotation, molecular function: zinc ion binding; protein binding; histone H3K9 methyltransferase activity.
CUAAAUUUGACAUAAAAAUUACUAUUUUGUAAUUUUGUAUUUGUAUUUUUUUAAGGAAACAUAGAAUUAGAAAUAAAAAAAACACUCAUCUAAGUCCAAGAAUCAUCUAGAAUUAAUUUACACUGCACUGACAAGGACAACCAUGAUUGAUAGCUACGCACAUGCCACUUUCGAUGUUAUGUACGUUAGUGAAAAUAUACCUGGUCCAACAGAAGAAACCCUGGAGGGUUCUGAUAUAGCUAGAAAUUUCAAUUCUCAGUUAACGCAUUGCUGUACAUGCAAUGACAAAUGCCUGCAAGAUUGUUGCGAAUGCCUUAAAAUAUCCGGCGGCGCUAAUUACACAUUAAUCCAAAAUCAUACAAAAGGCGUAUAUAUCAUGAACAGAAAAAACAACGUAACAUGCACCUAUCCAGUUAUAGAGUGCAGUGAACUGUGUAGAUGUUCAGAUAACUGUGGAAAUAGGCUUGUUCAGAAGGGGCCUAUAAAUUCACUUUAUGUAAAACCAUCAGAAAAUAAACUAAAAGGACUAGGCUUGUAUACAAACACAUACAUUCCAAAAGGGUCUUUCAUAUGUGAAUAUGCUGGGGAAGUUUUAACUAAAAGCCAAGCUAUGUCUCGUUACCAUUACAAUGAAAAACAUGGACGGAUGAAUUAUAUAUUCUGUUUGAAUGAGCAUGUAGCUGGUAAAACUACUCAGAUGUAUAUAGAUCCAAGUAGUUUUGGUAAUAUAGGCCGAUAUAUUAAUCACAGCUGUGAGCCUAAUUGUGAGAUAGUACCAGUAAGGUUUUACUAUCCUUUGCCGAGACUCGCUGUGUUUAGUUUAUUGGAUAUCCAGCCUGAAUCUGAAAUAACUUUUGAUUAUGGUUCCGAUGACAUAAACAAUUGUGUAUCUGAGGUAACUCGAAAGCUCUGUUAUUGUAGCAGUAAUAAAUGUAAGGGAUUUAUGCCCUAUCUUCCUUGUUAAAAUAAAUUAUUAUGUAAUUUAUGUAUUUAUAUUUAUAUAGGACUGGCUGACGCCGCGAGGUUUUACUUGCGUGGUUCCCGUUCCCGUAGCAAUACGAGGAUAAUAUAUAGCCUAGGGCAUUCCUCGAUAAAUGGGCUAUCUAACUCUGAAAGAAUUUUUCAAAUCUGACCAGUAGUUUCUGAGAUUAGCGCGUUCAGUCAAACAAACAAACUCUUCAGCUUUAUAAAUAUAAAUUUAAUAUUUAUAAAUAUAAUAUUAGUAUAAAUAUAAAUUUUGUAAUAUAAACAAUUCUUGUAUGUAGGUAUAAUGUACAUUUUGAAAUCUUGGGAACAGAGGAGAUGAUGUGGUGUAUCAUAAAUCUAAUCUUAUAAUAAAACUGUAACAGGUCAAAUUCUGUACAUUAAAGAUAUUUUGAAGAUUUUAGUUGAGAAGGCAUAUAAUUGUCUGUGUGUCCAUAUUUAUUGUAUAUUUUGCAUCACGCUGAAACUACUGAAUGAAUUUAAAUGAAACUUGGCACUAUUUGAGACUAAUUUGUGGAAGAGUUCUAAGAUACUUUUAAUAGUGAAAAUUAUAUCAAGACAGGGGUAAAAGUUUGCAUGGAAAGUCCUUCAUUUUUCAAGUUACAUUUGUGUUUGGUAUGUGUACUACCAAAAAAUACUGAAAAUAAUGUAACUCAAGAUUUUUCAUAUUUCUACCCCUAAUUGGUUCAUAAGGGGUUCAAAUCGUUCAUGAUAUAGAUUCAUUGAGUUUUAUGUUUGUAAAAUGAUGAGUGGAUGUAAUGACUAUUUAUUAUACUUAUCACAUGCAAAAAUAUAAAUAGAAGGGUGUAGGGGUUGAAAGCUUAUAUCGAUUUCCACGUGGAUGAAGUCGCGGGCGUUCCCUAGUAUUCAAUAUAAAUGUAUGUUAGGGUAUUAAAAUAAAUAAUCAGUAUUGAACUAGCAUUGUUUUAUUGAAUGGCGACAAGUUAUUCCAGUCGUUUUAGGUUUUAUCUGGGGAAAAAUUCCUAGUGAGCUGAAUUUAUGUAACACCUUAGGAGUGACAAUGACCUCUAUUGACCUCUG